CUGGCCACAUCCGGAGCUUUCCCCGGAGUCAGAACUCGGCAGGCUCCCCCUCCUUUUCCCUCCCAACAGGAUUUCUGCUCCAAACGCCCCGGGUUUCCUGCUCCCAGCUGGGAAGGGGAGGGACUCCCGGCCUUGGGGCCUCACAAGCCAAGCUCUGCCCCCAGAGAGGAGGAGGAGGAGGAGGAGGAGGAGGAGGAUGGGCUCUGUCCCCCCAGCGCUUGCCAGGCUCCAUGUCCUGCUCAGGACCGACACCAUCAUCCUCAUCGGAUGGGAAUGAAGGAGCAGACUCUGGGGUGCCAAGUCAGGAAGGGGGGAUUUCAUCUCUGGAGCAAAUGAAGAGACUCUGAAGAGGUUCCUCUUGGCUAUUGACGGUUCCGGGGAGGAUUUUCCAGCAUGCAGCAGCGAGGGGGGGAGAGGAAGGAGGAUGAAGAGCCGGAGGCUUUGGAGGCUCCAUCAGCUGGGAAGAGCCGAGGCAGCGCAGCAGCAGGCGGAGGGCGGGCGUGGGCAGUGGUGUUUCACUUCUUCCUGGUCAAUGUGCUCGUGAUGGGGAUGCUCAAAACCUUUGGGAUUUUCUUCGUGGCUUUCCGAGAGGAGAUCGGGGGAUCCUCCGAGCAGGUCAGCUGGAUCGGCUCCAUCAUGUCCUCCCUGCGCUUCCUGGGAGCCCCGCUCGUGGCCGUGGUGUGCCGGAGGCUGGGAGAGCGGCCGACCUCCAUCCUCGGGGCCGGGCUGGUGGCCGGGGGCUGCCUGCUCAGCACUCAGGCCACCAGUGUCCCCUUCCUCUGCUUCUCCAUGGGAUUCCUCCUGGGGAUGGGGUUCGCCUGCCUGUACCAGGCGGGCGCGGUGAUGACGGCCAAGCGCUGCCGGGCACGCCUGGCCUUCUGCAACGCCCUCGCCCGCUCCGGGAUGGGGCUGACGUUCCUGAUGGCUCCCUUCACUCAGCUCCUCAUCGAGUUCUACGGCUGGCAAGGUGAGGGAUCUCCUGCUCCUUCAGAUUCACCAGCUCCCAGAGGGCGUUUGGGGAGAUCUGGGCAGGGUACUCUCCUGAUUUUUGGAGGCAUCAUGCUGAACCUGGUGCCCUCCAGCAUGUUGCUGUGGCCCGUCAGCCCCCGAGUGCCUCGGGAAUCUGCUGAAAACCAAGACCGGGGGUCUUCAAUGGAAAAGAAGGAUCCAGAAACUCCUGGGGGAUGUUCAGCUGGAAGCACUCACAGGGAAUUACAGCUUCUCAGAGCACAGGAGGCUCCCAGCACAGAGGGACUCGUGAUGCCCCAUGGCAGAGAUGUCUCCGAUCCAGCAAAUCCAUCUGCCUUGGGAAGGCUCCAGAAACCCACUCUGGAGAGCUCCUCCUCAGAAACAUCCACCGAGGCCAAGAGAAGCCACAAACCCCUUCCAGCCACCAAAAAGGAACCUUCUCAGCCUCUCCUGGACUUCUCCCCGCUGAAGGAUCCCGUUUUCUUCAUUUUCACGUGGUCUUUCCUGUUCAGCCACCUGGCCUACUUCGUGCCCUUCUUCCACCUGGUGGCGAGAGCCAGGACGCUGGGCAUGAGCAGCAGGGACAGCUCCUACCUCAUCGCCGUGGCUGGUAGGCAAAGGGAUCCUUUACACCCACGGGUCACACAGCAACACCACAGAUUCUGCCAAGAAAUAGUCCCAGGCAUCACGGAGAUGCUGAGCCAGCUGCUCUCGGGCUGGGUGGCCGACCACAACUGGACCAAGAAGUACCAUUUCCAUGUCACCUACCUGCUGCUCAGCGGGGCCACCAACCUGCUGGGGCCACUGGCCACCACCUUCCCGCUGCUCCUCACCUACACCGUGGCCUUCGCCACCUUCUGCGGAGGCUUCAUGGCUCUGGUGCUGCCCGUGCUGGUGGAUCUGGUGGGUGUGGAAAAGCUCCACAGCUACCUGGGGUUUGCUGCCUUCUUCGCAGGGAUAGCAGCCAUGGGAGGACCUCCUUUAGCAGGCAGAGCAAGUUGGAAACAAUCCAGAGCUCAGGAUCCAGGUUUGGCAUCCAAGAUAAAUGCUGCAAUUUUCUCUUUCAAUGCAGUUUUAAGUGUGAAAACUGAGUGAGACCAGAAACUCCUGAUGAAGUGGCCAAACCCACCUGCUCCUUGCAGAAUGCAGGAUUUAAACACUCUGUGAGACCUUGGAAUUUGGUGCUCUCACCUCCCAGAAACCUUGAGUUUAGAAUUACAGUUUUAUCAAACUCAAGUGCUUUUAUGCAGUGGAAAUAAUGAUGAUGGGUAAUGAGAACUGCAAAGGUUAAAACUGCCUAAUUUGCAUAUUAGAUCAAAGCCUAAUGCAAGGAAAAGGUGCCUUACCUGCAAAUCUGUUCAGCUGAGAGCCCUGAAAUCCAGGGGCAGCUGGCAGGACCCGAAGGGGAAGUUCGGAGUCUCCUUCAGAACUCCCCAUCCACUGGCACCUCUGGAUGCUGCCACGCUGAAAAAACCCAACCCAAAGCAGAAUAAACAUUAUUUUGGCAGCCAUGAGCAAGCUGAGAGGAGGGCACAGUUUGUUUCCACCAGCAGUACAAAUAACUGACUCAAAGUGCAGAAGAGCUGAACCAAAGCAUGUAAUGCAAGUUCUAGAAGAGAUUCCAGCCCCCAGAGCACAAACUCCAAUCCCAAGAAAUUUGGGUGGUGAUAGGAGAGAGGAUGGAGUUUCCCAAAAGCUCUGCUGGCACAUAUACUUAGAUGUUUUCUACAUUUUACCUUCACCUUCCCACUGAAUUUUGCUCCUCAGGGCAUCAGGAAUAAAUCGAACUUCUGAUUAAAGAUCAGUAGCACCAUUUAAACAGCCUGACCCAGCUGGCAGCACCAGCAGUGCUGGGAAUGUUUCGUUUGGAUCACAUUGGUGCCUGGGAUUUACCAGCAUUCCUUACAAAACUGCUGCUUUGCUGGAGUUCGAACACCACAAGAUCCUAAUUCAGCUUUCUGCAGCAGGAGUGAUUAUUUGUUUGGAAAAGGAUUGGGGGCACAGAGACUGGAGUUGCUUCAAAAGGUUGGGGUGUGGUGGAAGUUAAUGGCUGUGCUGCCAGUGAGGCAAUGCUGGUAAAUCCCUCUGCACCGAAAUCCCAUUCUGCACCAAAAAAACCCCCAAGAACAUGAAAAAAAAAAAAAUUAACAAAUAUCCUGAAGGAUAUUU
This is a messenger RNA of Corvus hawaiiensis (hawaiian crow), 3138 nucleotides long. RefSeq names its product solute carrier family 16 member 4 (gene SLC16A4). Bases 394 to 2064 code for a protein of 556 amino acids. Gene Ontology annotation, biological process: transmembrane transport; monocarboxylic acid transport. NCBI's taxonomy places the organism in Eukaryota, Metazoa, Chordata, Aves, Passeriformes, Corvidae. The transcript is spliced from 9 exons. The record is from RefSeq and is a predicted model, not a curated record. Gene Ontology annotation, molecular function: monocarboxylic acid transmembrane transporter activity.